AACCCAGUCAUCGUCUAAAUAGACCUGGUGAGCAUAAUUCAUUGUGCAAUGAGUGAUACCGGCACCCCGCCGGCAGGACCUGAAGAUCGCAACGCAGAUAAUGACGAUACACACCUUGGUUUCAGUGUACUGGAUGCACAGGAUACCUUACGGCGUCUCAUGGCGCUCUCUGGAACUCAUUUUGAAGCCCCGGAAAAUUAUCGUGAACGUAGUCAUGCGACAUCCACAUCCACUCCAGCCGAGGCGGCAGCAAACCAUCAUGUUGAACAGACUGAUGACGAGAAUAUUAACGGAGCAAGUGUCGCUGACGAGCCAAGAACCCAUGAAUACUUACCGGCCUCGCCGCCGCAUUUGUCUGCCCAUGAGCCUGUACCGCUCCCACCGCUCCCGCUGCCUGUACCGAUUGAACCGCCCACCAGUGCCCAACCUUCGUCUUCGGUCACUGUUAUCAUCUUUACCGGAUUUGAUGACACUAUUGUCGAUCGUCCAAAGAGCUUGCUCGAGAUCGUACUGGUCGAACCCCCAUUUACACUCCAACAUUUACUUUCCAGCCUCGCCGCACCCGUCCAGGGCGACUUAUUCAACAAUUGAUCGCGCAGGGCCGGGCCUCUCACACCUACAUUGGCACUUCUCGUCACCCACUCGAUGUUGCGGAACACUCACCGGACGAGUACUUCAGCUACCAGCGCAGCUUCCGCGAGCACGGAAACCUUGCUGCCAUUCUGAAUACCUCCCUUGGACGCGCUACCAUCGAGAGCUGUGGAACGGGCCCUGACUUUCCAAGCCAUGCCGAAGUGUACGAGCACGCUCGGAACCUUCAACCCGCUCUCCCUGAUCAUCUUCCUAUUUAUGCAAUAUACUGUUAUCAUGAUCCGAUGGUGUUGAGCCCAACU
Fomitopsis serialis is the source of this 893-nucleotide messenger RNA. RefSeq lists its product as uncharacterized. The record is from RefSeq and is a predicted model, not a curated record. NCBI's taxonomy places the organism in Eukaryota, Fungi, Basidiomycota, Agaricomycetes, Polyporales, Fomitopsidaceae. The coding region runs from base 101 to 775 and encodes 224 amino acids. The transcript has 5 exons.